GAAGAAGAAGACUGUUUAUUACUACUUCUCGUUACACAAUGAGAAUUGUUUUUCAUUCUCUUGCAUUGAGAAAAUUGCAAAUUACAAAGUGUUGUCAGCAAAUUUCAUCUUCCACAAAACGUUUCUUAACCACUCGAAAACUGUUUGAAAUGACCGAAGAAACAAAAACUACUGCAGCAAUUGAUUAUCCAACUCCCCGAAAAGAUGAGAGUUAUGUGGAAAAUUUACACGGCGUCGAAAUCAAAGACGUCUAUCGUUGGUUAGAAGAUCCCGACUCUGAAGAGACGAAAAAGUAUGUCGAUUUGCAAAAUGAAAUUAGUCAGCCGUUUUUGGAAAAUUUCGAGGCUUGGAAGAAAAUCAAUGCGAAGUUAUCAAAAUUGUGGAAUUAUGAAAAGUACGGCUGCCCCAUGAAACAUGGAGACUAUUAUUAUUUUUACAAGAAUACCGGCUUGCAAAAUCAAAGUGUUUUGUACCAACAGGACAAGUUGGACGGAGAGCCACGUUUGUUUUUCGAUCCCAACGCUUUGUCAACAGAUGGUACGAUUGCAUUAGCUCAAAAAUCAUUUUCGGAAGAUGGCAAAUAUAUGGCAUAUGGUUUGAGCGAAAGUGGUUCGGAUUGGGUUAAAAUCUAUGUACGCAAUGUAGAAACAGGCAAGGAUCUGGAUGAGGCUUUGGAAAAAGUCAAGUUUUCUGACAUAUCAUGGACAAAGGACAACAAGGGCUUCUUUUACGGUCGUUAUCCCGGUCAAGAGGGAAAAACUGAUGGUUCUGAGACCAAACAAAAUGAAUUUCAAAAGCUUUACUACCAUUAUCUAGGUCAACCUCAGGAAAAAGACAUACUGAUAGCCGAGUUCCCCGAAGAGCCAACUUGGCGCAUACAAUCUGAAGUUUCCGAUUGCGGCAAAUACCUCAUUAUGCCCAUAGUAAAGGACUGCCGCGAUAAUAUACUCUACUAUGCAAAUCUGGAAGAAGCCGGAGAAAUUACCGGCAAAUUAAAGGUGAACAAAAUUGUGGAGAAAUUUGAGUCCGAUUACCACUACGUUACAAAUGUGGGCUCAAAGGUUUUCUUUAGAACGAACAAAAAUGCUCCAAAUUAUCGUAUUAUUGCCAUAGACUUUGAUAAUUAUGCUGAAGAAAAAUGGGAAACUUUAGUAGCCGAGCAUGAGACUGAUGUACUCGAUUGGGCCCGUUGUGUGGAUGAUGACAAACUCGUGCUGUGUUAUAUACAAGAUGUAAAGAGUGCCUUGCAAGUUAAUUCAUUAAAAGACGGAAAAUUGAUUAGUAAAUUUGAGUUGGAUAUUGGCACGGUGGUGUCCUUCUCAGGAGAUAAGAAAUAUUCGGAAGUGUUCUACAACUUUUCUUCCUUUCUUAAUCCGGGAACAAUAUAUCAUUACGACUUUAAGUGGGACGACUUUAAGCCAAAAGUAUUACGUGAAAUAAAAUUAAAUUUGGAAAACUUUUCAGCUACCAAUUAUAAAGUAGAACAAGUAUUUUACAAGAGCAACGAUGGCACCAAAGUGCCUAUGUUUAUAAUUUACAAAAAUACUGACGCUAUUAAGCCUAGGCCUUGCCUUUUGUACGGUUAUGGUGGUUUCAAUAUCAGUAUGCAGCCUUCAUUUAGUAUUUCUGGUCUCAUGUUCAUUGACUCCUUCGAUGGUAUACUGGCCUAUCCUAAUAUACGCGGUGGUGGCGAGUAUGGCGAAAAGUGGCACAACGCUGGUCGUUUGUUAAACAAACAAAAUGUAUUUGAUGACUUCCAAACUGCGGCUGAAUAUUUAAUGGCCAAUAACUACACCACCAAAGAUCGUUUGGUUAUACAAGGUGGUUCGAAUGGUGGCCUUCUUGUAGGUGCUUGCAUCAAUCAACGACCGGACCUAUUUGGCGCUGCUGUGGCUCAAGUGGGUGUUUUGGAUAUGCUUCGUUUCCACAAAUUCACUAUUGGUCAUGCCUGGUGUUCGGACUAUGGCAAUCCCAAUGAGAAAGAACAUUUCGAGAAUCUAUUGAAAUAUUCGCCACUUCACAACGUUCAUACACCACAAUCUCCCAAAGAGGAAUAUCCUGCAACUCUUGUGCUAACAGCCGAUCACGAUGAUCGUGUCAGUCCCUUGCAUUCACUCAAAUUUACUGCUGCUCUUCAGGAGGCUGUACGCAAUUCGGAACACCAAAAAAAUCCCAUAUUGUUGCGUGUGUACAGUAAAGCUGGUCAUGGUGCUGGCAAGCCAACAUCCAAACGCAUUGAGGAGGCCACUGAUGUUCUUACGUUUAUGCUUAAAAGUCUUAAGGUUAAAAAUGUGAAUAUUUAAAGGAUUCCCAAAACAAAACCAAUGUGUAUUAACAAAGUACAUACAUACAUACAUACAAAGAUCAACAACAUAGCGCCAUCUUUUAUACAUACAAAUACAAUAUUGUUAAUUAAUAUUCAUUCAUACAUAGAUAUACAAUAAAGACGUAUUCAAAUCUAUAGCUCUUUCUACAAACACUUUGUUAGUGCAUGAUAAUAAUAAAUAAAUAAUACUUUUUUAUAUCUAUAUAAUGUUAAAAUAUUUAAUAAAUGCAUUUCAUAACAGCUGAUAA
This is a messenger RNA of Calliphora vicina (urban bluebottle blowfly), 2574 nucleotides long. Its product is annotated as prolyl endopeptidase. The record is from RefSeq and is a predicted model, not a curated record. The coding region runs from base 39 to 2303 and encodes 754 amino acids. Gene Ontology annotation, molecular function: serine-type endopeptidase activity; oligopeptidase activity. The transcript has a single exon. Gene Ontology annotation, biological process: proteolysis. NCBI's taxonomy places the organism in Eukaryota, Metazoa, Arthropoda, Insecta, Diptera, Calliphoridae. Gene Ontology annotation, cellular component: cytosol.